AUUUAAGUCUGACAGACUACACUACCAUAGCAUCCAGCUCUCGCUCUCUCUCUCUGUCACACACACACACACACACACAGACGGGAAGGUCUCUCUCUCUCUCUCUGUCACACACACACACACACACAGAGAGACGGGAAGGACUACCUACUUGGAAUAGUUCCACUGCAGAGUUCCUAUAUACCCCCACUAGAGUCUAGACUUGUAUACGCUAAUACGCAGACAGCACAGAGUUACAACUCUUGCUUACAACUUGUUUCCAAAGAUGCUUACAGCUCAACCAACCCUCCCUGGCAAGCCAGACCCCUCCGCCGCCACCCGGCGCACGGCGGCGAUCUGCGGAGGGACCCAUGUUCCGGGUUUCCAGUUCAAGGUCAAGGAGAAGAGUCGUCGGGGUUUGGUCCGGGCGGUGAUCAGCGGCGGCGACAACAAGACUCGGGAGAAAUUAUCAUCAGAUCAUGAGUACAAUAAUGGGUCUGUGUUUUCUUCUCCCAGUGGCGCGUGGAUCGACGUGAGGGCAGUGAUAACGAUUAGGAAGAAGAUGAAGGAGAAGAUUAAUGACAAGAUUGAGGAUCAGUGGGAGUGGUUCGUGAAUGGGAUUGGUCAGGGGAUACUGAUCCAGCUCAUCAGUGAAGAGAUUGAUCCUGUGACCAAGUCAGGAAAGAGCAUUGAAUCUUAUGUAAGGGGCUGGUUGCCUAAGCCACUAAGCCAUCCUUACCUUGUCACCUAUGCUGCUAACUUCCGGGUGCCAUCUGACUUUGGAUGUCCUGGGGCUAUUCUCAUUACCAAUUUCCACGGAAAGGAGUUCCACUUGAUGGAGAUUGCUGUUCAUGGUUUUAAACAAGGCUCUUUAUUUUUCCCUGCUGAUACAUGGAUACAUCCACAGAAUGAUAAUCCUGAAAGCAGAAUUAUCUUCACAAAUAAGACAUAUUUACCGUCACAAACACCUCCUGGAAUUAAAGAUCUUCGACGUGAAGACUUGCUUAGUAUUCGAGGCAAUGGGAAAGGCGAGAGGAAAAUGCAUGAGAGAAUAUUUGAUUAUGCCCCUUAUAAUGAUUUGGGUAAUCCUGACAAAGGCGAGGAUUUAGCUAGGCCAGUCCUAGGAGAUGAGGAGAGGCCUUAUCCUAGGCGCUGUCGAACUGGACGACCUCCGACUAAGUCAGAUCCAUUUUCUGAGAGUAGAAUUGAGAAGCCCCAUCCUGUAUAUGUUCCCCGUGAUGAAACUUUUGAGGAAAUUAAGCAGAACACUUUCUCUGCUGGAAGAUUGAAAGCUCUGUUACACAAUCUGAUACCUUCUAUUGCUGCUUCUUUGUCGAGUACCGAUAUCUCCUUCAAGUGCUUUUCUGAGAUUGAUAAGUUAUACAACGAUGGUGUUUUUUUGAAAGAUGAAGACGAAAACAUAACUGAGAAGCAGUUUGUAGCCAACUUGAUGAGAAGGGUCGCAACGGUUGGGCAAAGGUUGUUGAAGUAUGAAGUACCAGCCAUAAUUAAAAGGGAUAGAUUUGUGUGGCUGCGGGAUAAUGAGUUUGCACGCCAAACGCUAGCAGGGGUCAACCCAGUGGGCAUUGAACUAUUGAGGGAGUUUCCGCUUCUCAGCAAACUAGAUCCAGCAGUUUAUGGUCCACCGGAGUCUGCAAUAACAAAAGAUUUGAUAGAACAAGAAUUACUUCAGCAUGGAAUGAGCGUUGAUGAGGCUAUCGAGAAAAAGAAGUUAUUUAUACUCGAUUAUUACGACAUGGUUUUGCCAUUUAUCGAGAAGAUGAACUCCUUGCCUGGGAGAAAAGCUUAUGCCUCGAGGACAAUUUUCUUCUACACCCGUACUGGGUUUUUAAGGCCAAUUGCUAUUGAGCUUUCACUUCCUCCAACAUCUUCUUCACCAGGAAACAAACGUGUUUACACUCAUGGACAUGAUAAUACUACUCAUUGGAUUUGGAAGCUAGCCAAAGCUCAUGUUUGUUCGAAUGAUGCUGGGGUCCAUCAACUAGUGAACCACUGGUUGAGGACUCAUGCUUGCAUGGAAUCUUACAUAAUUGCUACUCAUAGGCAGCUUAGCUCAAUGCACCCUAUCUACAAGCUGCUCCAUCCUCAUAUGCGCUACACUCUAGAAAUCAACGCUCUUGCAAGACAAAGUCUAAUAAACGGUGGGGGAAUAAUCGAGGCUUGUUUUAGUCCUGGAAAGUAUUCCAUGGAAAUAAGUUCUGCUGCCUACAAGAGUAUGUGGCGAUUCGAUAUGGAAGCUCUGCCAGCAGAUUUAAUUCGGAGGGGCAUGGCUGUGGAGGAUCCUUCAAUGCCCUGUGGCAUAAAACUUGUGAUUGAAGACUACCCUUAUGCAGCAGAUGGUCUUCUCAUAUGGUCAGCUAUAAAAGACUUGGUAGAGUCCUAUGUUCGCCACUUCUACUCUGAACCCAACUCAGUCACAUCUGACAUUGAGCUCCAAUCGUGGUGGAAUGAGAUAAAAAACAAGGGCCACUACGAUAAAAGGAACGAGCCUUGGUGGCCAAAACUCAACACAAAAGAGGACUUAUCCGGGAUUUUAACCACGAUGAUUUGGAUCGCUUCAGGCCAACAUGCGGCUAUAAAUUUUGGGCAAUACCCAUUUGGAGGGUAUGUUCCUAACCGUCCAACCAUAAUGAGAAGACUCAUUCCUCAAGAAGAUGAGCCUGAAUAUGAGAAGUUCAUGCAAAACCCUCAACAAACUUUUUUAUCCUCUUUGCCAACUCAACUCCAAGCGACAAAAGUAAUGGCGGUCCAAGACACUUUGUCAACUCACUCUCCAGACGAGGAGUAUCUGGGUCAGGUGCACAAUAUUCAGGGUCAACGUAUCAAUGACCAUGAAGUUCAAAAGCUGUUUGAGAAAUUUUCCUCUAAAUUAGAGGAGAUUGAGAAGACGAUUCAUGGUAGAAAUAAGGAUAGUCAUCUAAGGAACCGAACUGGUGCUGGUAUUCCUCCGUAUGAACUGCUUCUUCCGUCAUCGGGCCCCGGGGUGACUGGUCGUGGCGUCCCCAACAGCAUCUCCAUUUGACAAUGGCGUUGAGUCUCAAUUUUCCUCCUUUACUAUUUAGGUACCGAUCCUUGAUUUGUCAGUAUUUGAUUUAAUAAGUGGCAGGAGGCUAUGUAGGCUUGUUAAGACGGAAUUUUGUAAAUUAGUUUGAGUAUCAUGUUGUAUUGACGACACAAGGGAUUAAUUUCAAGGGGUUAUAGUAUACACAACUGUUUUUUGGCUGCU
Molecule: messenger RNA, 3226 nt
Organism: Rhododendron vialii
Lineage: Eukaryota; Viridiplantae; Streptophyta; Magnoliopsida; Ericales; Ericaceae
Product: lipoxygenase 6, chloroplastic
Exons: 9
Coding region: 266-3022 (918 amino acids)
Biological process (GO): lipid oxidation
Molecular function (GO): oxidoreductase activity, acting on single donors with incorporation of molecular oxygen, incorporation of two atoms of oxygen; metal ion binding; protein binding
Source: RefSeq, a predicted model, not a curated record